UAUUAAACCAGAUCCUGAAGUGAUGGAAGGCGAGCUUUCGCGGGAUACAUCCCUUGAUGCUCCGAACAACAACCGGGAUAUGUCCGACGUGCUUGGGGCAAGCAGCUAUUCGUUACGUGAUAUUUCAACGGAUUCAUUCGCCAACGAGGAAGAUGCGAACCUCUUGGAUGACAGUGUCCUGGCGCUCUUGGACAAACCGUACAGUCAGUUGCACGACCGCUUGCACUUACGCAAACAAGAUCAGUACGAUGGGUUCGACAACAGUACCGGCAGCAGCUGGAUCUACCCGACCAACUAUCCGGUUCGGCAGUACCAGUACACCAUCACCAAGGCGGCCUUGUUCAAAAACACGCUUGUCGUGCUGCCGACUGGUCUCGGCAAGACAUUCAUUGCUGCCGUCGUGAUGUACAACAUCUACCGGUGGUAUCCGACGGGGAAAGUUAUCUUCAUGGCACCGACCCGACCAUUGGUGAAUCAACAGAUCGAAGCGUGCUACCGCAUCAUGGGCAUCCCAAAAGAAGACACCGCCGAAAUAACUGGCAAGCAGCAACGUAAGAACCGCGCAGGGCUGUGGCAAACGAAGCGUGUCUUUUAUGUAACGCCACAGGUCGUGCAGGCGGAUCUGUGCGCACCGGAACAAGCUUUUCCCGUCGAGCAGGUGCGCCUUAUUGUGAUAGACGAAGCGCACAAAGCGAAAGGCCGAUACGCAUACACGGAAGUGGUUAAAAUGAUAGCAGCGCGCAACAAACACUUCCGUGUGCUUGCCCUCUCCGCCACGCCAGGCCGAACGCUGGAGGACGUAGCGGAGGUCAUACAGAACCUGCUCAUUUCGCACAUCGAGGUGCGCUGGGACAACUCGAUCGACGUGUCGCCGUACACGUUUCGCAAGAGUAUCCGUACGAUCGUUAUUCCGCUCGGAGCGACGAUACGCGGUGUCCGAGAACAAUUACUGCAGUUGGUCGAUCCGUACGUGCGCCGUUUGCUCGAUGCCAACGUGCUGUCGUGCGGCAACCCAGCUUCCAUGACACGCGGCAUGCUAAUCAUGGAACAGAAGCGGUUUCGUGAAAAUUCGCUACUCCAGCGACACCCAAACCACUCCAUCGUAAACGGGGACUUCGGCGUGUGUGUUAGCAUGUACCAUGCGCUCGAUCUGCUCGUUCGGCACGGUGUACGGGCGUUGCUAAACUUUUUCGCUGACGGUAGCGACGGUGCAUCGGAGAAGUACUUCGUGGCCAAGGAUCGCGCCAUCAAGGAGUUUCUCGAGCAGUUAAGGGAGCGAUACGGGGAAGAACGUCACAAAACGGAUGGCCAAGGCGAUGUUCCAGCGACCGGCGAUGACGAUGUUGACUACGGCCAUCCAAAGUAUCGCAUACUGGAAAAACAGCUCGCAACCCACUUUACCGAACACCCAGAAUCAAGGGCCAUUGUGUUCUGCGAGUUUCGCGAUUCGGUUGCGAUGAUCCAUCGGUUGCUGAGCCAACGGAGUCCACUGAUCCGCCCAAAGUGUAUAGUUGGCCAAGGAGGCACGAGCGGGAUCCGAGCGGUGACGCAGAAAGAACAAAUCGCUGCCAUGCAGCAAUUUCGGGCCGGCACUUGCAAUACGCUUAUUGCAACGUGCGUCGCCGAGGAGGGAAUCGAUGUUGGCGAAGUGGAUUUGAUUGUUUGCUUCGAUAUCACGAAAAAUCCGACACGGUUCGUGCAGCGUAUCGGUCGGACCGGGCGGCAGCGUGUUGGCCGCGUGCUGAUGCUAGUGACCGAAGGUGAGGAGCACGAGACCCUCAAGCGAGUGCAGGCGUCGAAGGACCGGACGAAUCAGCAGCUCGCCAAGAGUAAGGACAUCAUGCGCAUCCUCUAUCGGCACUCACCGCGGCUUGUACCGGGGGAGUUUGAGCCGAAAUGUGUGGAAAUGUUUAUCAACAUCGCAGCGGCGGGUGGUGGCGAAGCAGAAGGCGCAAAUGCUGCAUCAGGCAGUGGAAAGGGUGGGGCGAAGCGUAAGGUUACCACCGGCGAGCCAGACGUGGACAGUAAGCGAAGAAAAGUGAGUACAGCAGCAAAACCCGGCAGCUCAACACCGAAAGGGACGCAGGAUGUGCGCCGAUUCUUCCAACGUGCCAACACCGGGAGGCUUCCGGCGGACGCGGAUCUGGAUGCAAGCGAACGGGAUAUUUUCUCCCUACCAGCUUCGCCUCCUGGUAGCAGUCCGGAAAAAUUACAACAACGCACCAGCGAAAAGCCAGUCAUCGAUCGGUGUGCCCGACCCGGUAAGUCCGAUCAGCAGCUGGCCAUAGAUCGGAUCCUGCAGAACCUGGUACGCCAUUACGAACAACUAAGGAGGCAGAAGUUUAUCCACCGCCAGCAGCUUCUCAAUGUCCCGACGGUUGCGCAGAUACUGCAGCGGCGGUCGUUGGCGAUCGUGCGAUCAGAGUUGGCCCGGCAGUUGCUGCAGUCUACCCAAGAUGCAAACACGGUGUCACAGGCGGCGGGAAAGCGGGAUGAUCCGUUCGAUUUACCACCGCUUCGACCAAUUCCGGAAUCCAUCCGGUUGCAGCGUGCUGUAGAAAAUGAGGCACCGUGUUCACCGCCUUCCGAUGUUUACCCAAUUUCUCCAACGCAGGGGAAGGAUGAAUCCAUUUUAAACAUUUUCGAUUCAACACUCAAUUAUUCAAACUUCAACGAAACCUCCUGCGUGACGAUACAGAGAGGUACGGAUACGGUACCAGUGGCUGUGACAGGGAACCGAAAACGAACACCACCGGUUGAUAGUCCCCUUUUGCGUGCCUUCAAUCGGUCGGUUCAGAAGCGCCAGCUCGAAGAAAAUCAUUUCAAGCAAGCGGGUUUAACAAACACUGAAUGUCACCCAGUGGGCGUUGCUACAUUACCUGAACCAGAAACACCACCGCAAGUGCAGAGAGUGCGAAGUAGGCAGUUGAAUGUAGAAGCGGUGAAAAAGACGAUUCCUUCCGACAGUCCGUUGCUGCGAGCCUUCAAUCGUUCCGUGCAGAAGCGUAAUAAUUCAGACGGUUUCCAAGAAAUGGAUGAAAAUGAGCUGAAAAGGAAAAUGGUCCUGGAGUUUUUUCACCUGCAAUCGCUUGAUGACAUUUUCGAUGCAGAGGAACUGAGUGAUCGAAUGGAGGAAGACCCUCCGGCCCCAAUGGAUGUACCCUUGCACCAACCUGUGAUAACGGAUGCAGAAUCGAAUCUGCUGCUUGCCAAUGCGGCCGAAAGUGAAAAGGAAGCAGUAAUUUGGAAUGUAUCAUCGGAACCGGGGACGUCACGACAAUCGGCAACAUGCGAAUCAGAUAAAGAAAACAAGGGAAAGUGUAAGAAUUUUAAUCUCGGCUCCGCUGCGCUCGUGUUUGACGAUAGCGAUGACGAUAUCUUCGGUGAGAUGGAUCUUAGUCCGGUACAUCGUACCGCUGCACAACAAUCGCCCAUCGGCAGGGUUAUCCUUGGUGAAACCCGACAGAAGGAGCCGGCUGAACAUAGCUCCCAAGUUUUCUCGGCGGUGGAAAAAUCUCCUUCUCUGUUGGCUAGGCCUGUAUCGAAAAAUUCACGACUCGCACCGACCAAAUUAAACUUUCAACGGCUUCGAGCAGGAGAAACUCGUCAACAUUCGGCAACUACCAAUCGGAAUGAUCCGGAAAUGUCACGGCCGUUAACCCCCGUCGAGUCUUUAUCGUCCUCACCGUUCUUCAACACAUGCCAAUCGUCAAUCAGGCCCUCUCCAUCUGCAAUACCACCGCAACCAGUGAAAGGUCCUAGCCAGGAUUUAGAUAGGAGUACAAUCAUCGGCCACAGACGGAAACGAGGCUGCCUUGGGUUGAACAACGAUCUCGACAGCGAAGAUGAUGAGGAUGAUGUUCACCCGUUACCCACCGACUUUCCGGUCACAAUAGAGAAAGAAGACUUCUCCCGUCUUGACUCCGAGGACGAUGAUAUUUUCGAAUCCUGCAAGUCGGGUCCAUCGUACGGUCGAAUCGACCGUAAAUCAAACACAAAUGCUCAAGUGGGCCAGAAGAAACCGGAAACAUCGGUAUUGCAGAUUGCGGCACGAAGCAAGAAGCAUCAGCCGAAGCGUCGGCAGGCUGCUCGAGCUUUCUUACACACACAAGCUGAAGUGUCUGGCAGUGAAGAAGAGGAUGAAAACGAUACAGAAACAUGGCAUCAAGAGAUGGAUUCGUUUAUUGAAGCGGGAGGUAGUCAGUUGUCGCAGGCGGAUGCAAGUUGCGUUGACAUGCGCGCCGUCUACCUACAGUCAGUUCGAAGCCCGACAGUGGCUCGUGGGCGUUUCAAAAUUCCAGCCACGCGAGCAAACGCGGGUCUCCCACGCCCAAACACCCUUGGUCCCGCAGACGCAGAUGAUCUUAGCGACAAUGCACUAGACGAAACUGAAGCAUUCGAUUCCUCCUUCAUCACCGACGACAUCGAGGUUGAUUCGGAACUGUCGGAACUCGAACAGGCCGAGAUGGCGUUACGAGAACGCCGGCGAGUUGGAAAACGAGCACGAGAGAAAGCUGAUGCAGAGGCUAGUACAGCAAAGCGGCGUCGGCGGAUUAUCGUCCUUUCUGACUCUGAAUAGCGUUACAGGCAGUGCUUCCAUAAAUAAGUCAUGUAGAUAGAUAACUGUUUGUUGAAUAAUAAAUAAUAAUAAU
Molecule: messenger RNA, 4652 nt
Organism: Anopheles coustani
Lineage: Eukaryota; Metazoa; Arthropoda; Insecta; Diptera; Culicidae
Gene: Fancm
Product: Fanconi anemia group M protein homolog
Exons: 3
Coding region: 23-4579 (1518 amino acids)
Biological process (GO): replication fork reversal; interstrand cross-link repair; double-strand break repair via synthesis-dependent strand annealing
Molecular function (GO): 3'-5' DNA helicase activity; four-way junction DNA binding; ATP binding
Source: RefSeq, a predicted model, not a curated record